Sparassis crispa is the source of this 1668-nucleotide messenger RNA. Its product is annotated as Efflux pump FUS6. Gene Ontology annotation, cellular component: membrane. The transcript is spliced from 9 exons. Lineage: Eukaryota; Fungi; Basidiomycota; Agaricomycetes; Polyporales; Sparassidaceae. Gene Ontology annotation, biological process: transmembrane transport. Gene Ontology annotation, molecular function: transmembrane transporter activity. The record is from RefSeq and is a predicted model, not a curated record. The coding region runs from base 1 to 1668 and encodes 555 amino acids.
AUGUCUAGUCCGCAGUCAACUAUCAUCGAGGAACCCCCACCUUUGUCCGCUUCUGAGGUCGUCGAACCUAGGACGAAGAAGGGUUCUGCCUUCUGGUUGUCCUUCGUCGCAAUCACCGCCUCUACUUUCCUAAGUGCGCUUGAUCUCACCGCCGUCUCCACUGCACUCCCGACUAUAACCAAUGACCUCCACGGCGGAAACGACUUCUCUUGGGUCGGUUCCGCGUAUGCCCUCACCAGCACGGCCUUUCUCCCCUUGUCCGGUGGACUGGCGGAUAUCUUCGGUCGCAGACCUGUCAUGUUGAUUUCCAUCGCAGUUUUUUCCUUGGGCAGUGCGUUGUCGGGGGCUUCGCAGAGCAUGGCAAUGCUUAUUGGCGCGCGAGCCGUUCAGGGUAUCGGCGGUGGCGGGAUUCUCAACUUGACCGAGAUCAUCGUCUCCGACCUUGUACCUCUUGCCGAACGCGGAACGUACCAAGGCUUCAUUGGUUUAACCUGGGCUUUUGCUAGCGCCAUCGGUCCUCCAAUUGGAGGAGCUCUUGCCCAGAAGGCGUCAUGGAGGUGGAUCUUUUUCAUCAAUCUACCACUCACAGGAGUCUCUUUCACCCUCGUGGUCAUAUUCUUACGCGUCCGUACUCCGCAUGGAUCUAUCAAGCAGAAGCUGUCGCGUAUUGACUGGAUAGGCAACGUGAUUAUCAUGGCCGGCUCUACGCUCGUCGUCAUUGCUCUCACCUGGGGCGGUAUCGCCUACCCAUGGAACUCUGCUCGAGUCCUGGCGAUGUUGAUUAUUGGGCUCGCGCUCAUUGGCGUCUUCUUCGUGUAUGAAGCCAAAGUGCCUGCGAAACCUACCAUUCCAUGGGACGUUGUCAACAAUCGAACGAGCCUUGGCGGAUUUCUCAUGACAUUCUUCCACGGAAUCACUAGCAUCACUAUCAUCUACUAUCUGCCCGUGUUUUUCCAAGCGUGUCUCGGCGCAGAUCCUAUCCGUUCUGGAAUUGACAUGUUCCCGAGUGCACUAGUUAUCGCGCCAUUCGCCGUCAUCGCUGGCGUGGUGGUCGUAGUAACGAACACUUACCGUCCAAUCAACCUCGCAGGAUGGGUGUUCAGCGUCGUCGGAUUUGGUACAUUGUCACUGCUCAGGGCGACCAACAGCACCUCGCGUUGGGUCGGAUAUCAAAUCCUCGCUGCCGCGGGUACUGGGAUCCUGUUCUCAUCCACCGUUUUCCCAACGUUGGCGCCUCUGCCCGUCGAGCGGACAGCAGGCGCACUGGCGUUCUUCGCGUUCUGCCGCGCGUUCGCUCAGACCUGGGGCAUCGCCAUCGCUGGCACAAUCCUGCAGAACGAAUUGAAAAAGAAGUUACCGGCCGCCUUCGUUGCCCAAUUUCCACAGGGGUCCGAAAUCGCGUACGCCGCCAUCCCGCAGAUCGGCUCGCUUUCUGAACCGCUCCGGUCUGAGGUGCGCGCUGCCUUCGCAACAAGUAUGAGUGUUAUCUGGAAGACGAUGAUUGGCAUCGCGGGCCUGGGGCUUCUGUCAGUCUUCAUCCUCAAGGAGAUCCCCAUGAGACAGAGCACGGACGUCAAUUUCGGUCUAAACGAUAACAAGAAGCAGAUUACUGACGAGGAGAAGACAGCCGCGUCGUCGGAUGUGGCGACUGUCAACCGAGACGUAUAG